CUUGGGGAGAUCUGCCUUUCAAUACUUUAUGGGUCAGCAGCCUGGAAAAGUUCUUGGGGACCAACGGAGGCCAAGUCUGCCUGCCCUGCACUUUAUCAAGGGAGCAGGGAAGAAGGAAACCUCAAGGCAUGGCGGGCCUCACUGUAAUGUUUUUCUGGAACAUGAAGCCCUUCAGAGGCCAGUAGUGUCCGAGUUUGAGCCCCAAGGUCUGAGUGAAGCUGCCCGCUGGAACUCCAAGGAAAACCUUCUUUCCAGCCCUGGUGAAAAUGAUCCCAACCUUUUUGUUGCCCUCUAUGAUUUUGUUGCAAGCGGGGAUAACACUCUCAGCAUCACUAAAGGUGAAAAACUCCGUGUCUUGGGCUACAAUCAUAACGGAGAAUGGUGUGAAGCCCAAACCAAGAACGGUCAAGGCUGGGUCCCCAGCAACUACAUUACCCCUGUGAACAGCUUGGAGAAGCACUCUUGGUACCAUGGGCCAGUUUCACGGAACGCUGCCGAGUACCUCCUCAGCAGCGGAAUCAACGGCAGCUUUCUGGUGCGAGAGAGUGAGAGCAGCCCGGGGCAGAGAUCGAUCUCACUGCGAUACGAGGGAAGGGUUUACCACUACCGGAUAAACACUGCAUCUGACGGGAAGCUUUACGUCUCCUCUGAGAGCCGCUUCAACACCUUGGCUGAGCUGGUCCACCACCACUCGACCGUCGCAGAUGGGUUGAUCACCACUCUCCACUAUCCGGCCCCCAAGCGGAACAAGCCCACCAUCUACGGCGUCUCCCCAAACUAUGACAAGUGGGAGAUCGAGCGGACUGACAUCACCAUGAAGCACAAACUGGGAGGGGGUCAGUACGGAGAGGUCUAUGAAGGAGUCUGGAAGAAGUAUAACCUUACGGUGGCUGUGAAGACCUUGAAGGAGGACACCAUGGAGGUGGAAGAAUUCUUGAAAGAGGCGGCAGUAAUGAAGGAGAUCAAGCAUCCGAACUUGGUGCAAUUACUGGGGGUGUGCACCCGGGAGCCUCCGUUUUAUAUCAUCACCGAGUUCAUGACCUACGGGAACCUGCUGGAUUACUUGCGUGACUGCAACAGGCAGGAGGUCAAUGCCGUGGUGCUCCUGUACAUGGCGACCCAAAUCUCCUCCGCCAUGGAGUACCUGGAGAAGAAGAAUUUCAUCCACAGGGAUCUCGCUGCCCGGAACUGCCUCGUAGGGGAGAACCAUCUGGUGAAGGUGGCCGACUUUGGCCUGAGCAGACUGAUGACGGGGGACACGUACACAGCCCAUGCCGGAGCCAAGUUCCCUAUCAAGUGGACCGCACCAGAAAGCCUCGCAUAUAACAAGUUCUCCAUUAAAUCUGAUGUCUGGGCUUUCGGCAUCUUACUGUGGGAAAUCGCAACUUAUGGCAUGUCCCCUUACCCUGGGAUUGACCUCUCCCAGGUCUAUGAGCUGCUGGAGAAGGAUUAUCGCAUGGAACGGCCGGAAGGCUGUCCCGAGAAAGUCUAUGAGCUCAUGAGAGCAUGCUGGCAGUGGAGCCCUUCUGAUCGGCCUUCCUUUGCUGAAAUCCACCAAGCGUUCGAAACGAUGUUUCAAGAAUCCAGCAUCUCUGACGAGGUGGAAAAAGAACUGGGAAAGCAAGGGAUGAAGAGCGUUGUAAACACUUUACUGCAAGCUCCGGAGUUGCCGACUAAAACCAGAACAUCCAGAAGAGCAGCUGAAUGCAAAGACGGCAGUGAAAGUUUGGAGGUGGCACCCCCCAAAGGCACGGGGGAAUGUGAUUCUGCCGAGCAUGAACCAGCUGUUUCUCCCCUGCUGCCGCGGAAGGAAAGAGUCGUCACAGAGAGUGGCUUAAAUGAAGACGACCGCUUGCUCCCAAAAGACAAAAAGACGAACCUCUUCAGCGCUCUGAUUAAGAAGAAGAAGAAGAUGGCCCCCACCCCACCAAAGCGCAGCAGCUCCUUCCGGGAGGUGGACAGCCAUCUGGACCGCAAGGGAGGAGGGUGUGAGGAUGAGAAUCGGGAUGCCAGCAACGGAGCCGUCAUCACGCACCCCGCAGACAUUGAAGAUCGUUCCAGAUUUCUGAGCCCUGGCAGUGAGGUUGGAGUCACCAAUGGGAGUGUGGCUGGGAACUCAGGGUUAUUGUCCCCCCACCUCUGGAAGAAACCCAGCCACGCACCCAACAGCCGUCCGGGGGGCAGUGAAGACGAGGGCGGCUUGAACUCCAGCAAGCGCUUCCUGCGGUCGUGCUCGGCCUCUUGCGUUCCCCAUGGGGCCAAGGACACAGAGUGGAAGUCCGUCACACUGCCCCGGAACCUGCAGUCCCCAGGGCGCCACUUUGACUCAUCCACCUUUGGCGGGCACAAGAGCGAGAAGCCCGCCCUGCCUCGGAAGCGGACCAACGAGACCAAGGCAGACCUGGCCAUCAGGGGGACGGUGACCCCACCUCCUCGGCUGCUCAAGAAAAACGAGGAGGUGCCCGAAGACGCACUCAGAGAUCCCGAGUCCAGCCCCGGCUCCAGCCCGCCCACCUUGACACCGAAACUUGGACGGAGGCAGCCCCUCAUCCCUCCCGCUGCAAGCCUUUCUCACAAGGAGGAAACUGGGAAAGCCAGUGCCCUGGGAGGCGGCUUGACAACGGAGCAGGGCCCUAACGCCAAAGCUGGCAUGGGUGUGUUUGUCGGCAAGGCUUCUGCCGAUGAGCCACGAGGGAGGAAGAUGAAGCAGGAUAAGGGGAAAGCAGCCAAGUUGAAACCAGCUCCCCUACCACCUCUUUCCUCAAAUGCCGUUGUUUGCAAAACUAGCAAAGGGUGCCUGGGGGCUGGCCACGAAGGACCCGAUGCCCCCGGGAUGAAGGGCAAGCCGCCAGCUCAGGCUGUGGACACUGUGAAUGUUGAAGCCCCCAAGCUGAACUCGUUAACGGAGGGGACGAAGAAGCCAGCGAUCUCUUCUGUACCAAAGCCCCCCUCUUCCACAAAGCUCGUGCUGACUCCUGCAGCCCCCUCUGCUGUUUUCUCUGUCCCCGCCAUCUCCUCCACCCCAAGCAUGGAUCAGCCAGCCUCCACCGCCUUCAUCCCUCUCAUUUCCACCCGGGUGUCCCUGCGGAAGACCCGCCAGCCCCCGGAAAAGAUUGCCAGCGGCACUGUCACCAAGGGCAUGGUCUUGGAGACCGCCGAGGCCCUGCGGACGGCCAUUAGCAAGAACUCCGAGCAGAUGGCCAGCCACAGUGCCGUCCUGGAGGCCGGCAAGAACCUCUACACCUUCUGCAUGAGCUUCGUUGACUCCAUCCAGCAGAUGCGGAACAAGUUCGCCUUCCGCGAAGCCAUCAACAAGCUGGAGAACAACCUCCGAGAGCUGCAGAUUUGCCCUGCCACUGCCAGCGGAGGCCCUGCCGCCACCCAGGACUUUAGCAAGCUGCUCAGUUCCGUGAAAGAAAUCAGCGAUAUUGUCCAGAGGUAGCAGAAGCUGGGAGGUGGUU
Euleptes europaea (tarantolino) is the source of this 3461-nucleotide messenger RNA. It is a transcript of the gene ABL1, whose product is annotated as ABL proto-oncogene 1, non-receptor tyrosine kinase. The transcript has 11 exons. Gene Ontology annotation, biological process: regulation of apoptotic process; protein phosphorylation. NCBI's taxonomy places the organism in Eukaryota, Metazoa, Chordata, Lepidosauria, Squamata, Sphaerodactylidae. The record is from RefSeq and is a predicted model, not a curated record. The coding region runs from base 29 to 3442 and encodes 1137 amino acids. Gene Ontology annotation, molecular function: protein binding; non-membrane spanning protein tyrosine kinase activity; ATP binding.